CCUGCCUGUGCUUUAGAACCUACAGGAAACUGUCAAAGAAGGUUCGGCGCAGUCAACAUGUGGUGGGGCGUUCUCAGCUUGCUGUCCUGGGUCCCGUUGCAAGCAGCCUCGCUGACCGUGGAAACCAUCACAGUGGAGGAAGGCCAGACACUCACCCUGAAAUGUGCAACUUCUCUGACACAGGAUGCCUCUCUCCAGUGGCUGGCCCCUUCCGGCUUUACCAUUUUUUUUAAUCAGCAUCCUGCUUUAAAAAGUUCCAAAUACCAGCUUCUCCACCACUCGGCCACAGAGCUCUCCAUCCGGGUGCCCAAUGUAACGCUGCAGGAUGAAGGCGUGUAUAAGUGCUUACAUUAUGAAAGUUCCGUGAGGAUGAAGAAGCAAGUGAGGGUGAUUGUGUUAGUGACUCCUUUCAAGCCGACUGUGGAAGCUUUGGUUCUCAGAAGGCAGAACGGUGAAAAACAUGUUGUUCUGAAAUGCUCCACAGAGAGGAGCAAGCCCCCUCCGCAAAUCACCUGGCUGCUGGGGCGUGAUAUGGAGAUCUAUGGCGGACUCCACCAUGAGUUUGAAACUGAUGGGAAAACCUGUAACACCACCAGCACGCUCAUAGUCCACUCGUACGGCAAAAACUCAACAGUGCACUGCAUUAUCCGACACAGGGGCCUGCAAGGAAGGAAGCUGGUUGCCCCCUUCCGGUUUGAAGACCUGGUUGCAGAUCAAGAAACAGCUUCAGAUGCUCCGGAGCAGGGCUCUCACUCGUCUCAAGGCCCCCAGCAGCCCACGAGUACGGUCUCAAUGAUGGGAAAUUCCAGUAUACAAGAGAUUGACGAGGAAGAGGAAGAACAUGUCACUCAAGACCCUGACUUGGCCACUGAAGCCAGCGCUCAGUACAUAGGCCUGGAGAAGAGGAAGAGUGGUAUCCUGCUGCUCAUCCUGGUGUCCUUCCUCAUUUUCAUCCUCUUCAUCAUUGUUCAGCUCUUCAUCAUGAAGCUCCGUAAAGCACACAUGAUAUGGAAGAAGGAAAGUGAAAUUUCAGAGCAAACUCUAGAAAGUUACAGGUCAAGAUCCAACAAUGAGGAAACAUCUUCCCAAGAGAAUAAGAGCCAGACUUCACAGUCCAAGCGUUGUAUGAACUACAUCACUCGGUUAUACUCAGGAGCCAAAACAAUGAGGAAGGAGAAUGCGCAGCAUUGGAAACUAGGAGGCAAGAACAGUCGUGUCCCAGAGAGUAUUGUUUAAGUGUUCCCUGCCACAGAAGACAGGAUUUCAGGGCAGCUGGAUAAGGCCCUGGAAAGGAGCAUAAGCACUGUGGCAUGAAAAAAAUGUCCAUUGAGUACAAUUCAGGACAGUGUCCACUGAGCCAGGGCAGCCACAUGACGACCAAGCCAUGGACAAAAAGCUCCUCAUUGAAAGAAAAACAUCGAAAGAACCUAUUAUGACUGACACUACUUCAGAGCUGGAGAACUCUACUAAGUCUUUUGGAUCGGGGUCAGUAUGACCAGCGCACAUCUGACCUCAAAGGGAGCAGUAGGCAGCAGUUUUUAGACAUGGGGCUGGUAUCAGAGCUGUUUAAAUUGGUUUAAAAUCUUUCCUUCCGGUCAAGAAGAACUUAAGGAUGCGAAGCACCCAAAGAAGACCUGAGAUACCAGAAGCCCGCAUUCAAGACAGGCUCUCGGAAGGUGCCACAUGGGCAACGGGGUGGGGGGAUGGGAUGUCACAUCAUGUGAUGGACAUGAAGACCCAGACAUCUACACACAACUCUCAACACAAGGACUGAACUCAACUGCCAGUUUCUUAGGUUGACUUGCUAUCCAUGUGCACCAACCUGGCAGACAAUUUUUUUUAACCUGAUUACAUCAUAACAAAAGCAUGUACAGAAAAAAACCAUGGGUUUAAUUGACAGAUUGUUAAACUCAUAGUGGUAUUGGAACUUCUUUAAUAAAGACCAGAGUGAGUCUUUCUGGA
Peromyscus leucopus (white-footed mouse) is the source of this 1962-nucleotide messenger RNA. RefSeq names its product cytotoxic and regulatory T cell molecule (gene Crtam). Lineage: Eukaryota; Metazoa; Chordata; Mammalia; Rodentia; Cricetidae. Gene Ontology annotation, biological process: detection of tumor cell; positive regulation of natural killer cell mediated cytotoxicity directed against tumor cell target; cell recognition. The coding region runs from base 58 to 1236 and encodes 392 amino acids. Gene Ontology annotation, cellular component: plasma membrane. The record is from RefSeq and is a predicted model, not a curated record. The transcript is spliced from 10 exons. Gene Ontology annotation, molecular function: signaling receptor binding.